Aplosporella prunicola CBS 121167 is the source of this 636-nucleotide messenger RNA. RefSeq lists its product as uncharacterized. The record is from RefSeq and is a predicted model, not a curated record. NCBI's taxonomy places the organism in Eukaryota, Fungi, Ascomycota, Dothideomycetes, Botryosphaeriales, Aplosporellaceae. The coding region runs from base 1 to 636 and encodes 211 amino acids. The transcript is spliced from 2 exons.
AUGUCCGACUCCGCGCCAUCCUCAGACCCCUACCGCAAGACCAGUCUUGUACCCUAUGUCGAUCCUGCCACGGCGCCGCCAGCCGUAGCCGAGAAGCUCAAGGUCCUCCCCUUCCGGCGGAACAUCUUCCUUCUGCUCGGCCACUCGCAGGGCCUCUUUCCGCACCUGAUGGGCGUCAUUGGCGGGUGUUUCGACGGGAAAGCACGCACGGUGCAGCUGCUCGACUGGCAGCUGAUAGUGCUGCGCACGGCGACGACGCUGGGCGCCCCUUACGAAUACGACGUCAACCUCCCCGUCGCAGAAGCCUACGCCAUGGACCCCGCCAAGAUCGCCGCCAUGGCCUGCACCGCCGAGAGCGUCCGCGCCGGCGACGGGCCGUGGAGCGCGCGCGACCGCGUCCUCCUCCGCGUCGUCGACGAGCAGCUGGCUACGUACACCAACGAGCCGCAGACUAUCGCCGACGCGCUGGAGCUGCUUAGCAACGCGGAGCUGGUCGAGACGCUCAUUAUUCUCGGCACUUAUGCCCUCAUUGCCCGCGUUAUUCGCGGAUUGAAGAUUGAUGACGAUCAGCCUGUUCGUCCAGAUGGCCUGAUCGAGAUGCUAAAGAAAUCGGUUACGCCGACUGUGCCGCAUUAG